This is a messenger RNA of Phymastichus coffea, 3078 nucleotides long. RefSeq lists its product as uncharacterized. Lineage: Eukaryota; Metazoa; Arthropoda; Insecta; Hymenoptera; Eulophidae. The record is from RefSeq and is a predicted model, not a curated record. The transcript has 5 exons. The coding region runs from base 1 to 3078 and encodes 1025 amino acids.
AUGGCGACUGAACAAGCGACCUUAAAUCUUCUAACUAGUAUGUCAGCAAGUUUCACUUUGCAAAGUAUUGUGCAAGGAAUCACGGAAUUUGACGGAAAAAAUGUUCCUCUAAAAGACUUUAUUCAGGACAUCCGUAAUGGAAGGGCACUUAUAGAUGAUAAACAAGAAGCAAAUUUUAUUCGCUUGAUUAUAGCGAAAUUAAAGGGACCAGCGAGAGAUUGCAUUUACGGUAAAACCGUAAAUACAACCGAGGGACUAGUUAAAAUACUUAAGGAGCGAUUUGCCCCGUGUAAGGACUUCUCUUAUUAUGAUUCAAAUAUUCAUAAUUUGCGAAUGAAAAAUGGGGACACGGUCGGAGAUUUUCACGACCGUAUCAAUAUUCUAUUAAACUGCGCACAGAGCGCCCUGAAAGAAGAACUUGGAACUGAUUAUAGUGAUGUCAUGAUGACCCCGAUAAAGAAUUCCACACUUAAAACCUUCAUUGACGGGCUGCCGAAAGAAAUCGGGGACUUAGUCGAUAUUAAGCAGCCGAAGUCUCUUGAGGAGGCUUACAAGGAAGCCCUUCGCAUAGAGACUAGAAAUAAGAACAAGCCAAAACAUGAGGACCUUAGUAUGAGUAAGUGGCUGUCGAUUAACCGUGGAUUUAAUGUUGGGUAUAUUCAGGACCAGCAAGUUGAAGCUGAGGAACCAUACUACAAAGAAUGGGAAGAGUUACCUGCGGAAGUGCAACAAUUUAUUAUCCAACGACAGAACGGACGAUUUUAUCAGAAUAAUCAACGACAACAAUACCAAAAUCAGAACCAGGAAAAUAACGGCAGUCACCCAGGACGAUUGUACAAUCCUGAUACGGACAUGUUUCAAAACCCUACGGGACGAAGAUACGGGGCAAUUGCCUACGAUCAACAACAGAGAUUCAAUGAGUUGAGACCGAACCCACCGUAUCAACACUUUGGAGGAAAUCCCGGUAAUUUAAACUCCGAUGGGGCUCGCCCUGGAGUGACUGCGGCGGGCCCAUCUCAGACAUCCCCGGCUCAGAAUUAUCGGCAGCAACAGGCGAAAACUCUGAUAACGGAAGUUCGACAGACGCCGGAAGCGGAGAAGUCGGGAGUACCGCCAGCGAAAGUGAUGACGAUACUGAAAAAUUCGGAGACGUUGCUUCCGAUGUGGAAUAAUUUCCCCAUUGAAGAAGAUGGCACGUUAGGAAGGGACUAUUUAAUAGACACGAGUGCAGUUAUAUCGUAUUAUAAUGGAACCCUAAUGGUAAACAGUGAUUUAAUGAAUCCGAUACCAUUCCUACCUACUAAUGUGCCUAUGGAACACUUACAAGACAAUCUUAUCAAAACUAUGCGCAUAGUACCGAAAGACGAUGAAAUAUCAGAACUUGAAACUGAUUCGGACCUGGAUUAUGCGAUAGAGCAGCUUGCAAAUGAAAGGAUUAGUAACUCUAAGCCCGGACGAGUGAAGAACGUGGUCAAUCACGGUACGGUCAAAUACACUAUAGGACCAAGAUCUCGUCAAAUUAUUCAAAUCAACUUGAUCGAAACCGAGUUGACAGAAGGCUACCUGCCUAGGAUUGACGUGAAGGACGAAAAGGUAUUUCUUGGAGAGGGAGUAGUCGCAAAUGCAAAUAAUACCUGUAAAAUCAUGGCAAUUAAUACACAUGAUGACGAGGAAGUUACCAUUGAAGUGGACCCGAGAGAAAUUUUGCCGUUCGAACAGUUUAAAUCGCAGUUCUCCAGCUCUGGCGGCGAAGAUGUUUCGGAAUCUAAAGUAGCCAGGCAGGUCAAUGAUCAAUAUAAGAAGAGGGGAGAGAACCUCUUACAAUUAAUCAGGACCGGACAUCUUAGUCCAAGCGAGCUCCAAAGCGUUAAGCGACUACUAAAAAGGAUGCCGGAAGGAUUAAUGAACGCGCCGACAACAUUCCAGAGAAUGAUGAAUAUAUUGCUGCGCGAGCUGCUAAAUGUAGAGAUGCUAGUGUACCUAGACGACGUAAUAGUUUAUGCUAAGAACCUUCAUGAACAUGAAGUGAAGGUUGGCAAACUUUUUGAGAGACUAUCGGAUGCGGGACUAGUCCUACAGCCCGACAAGGUGAAUUUCCUUUGUAGGGAAGUAAAAUUCCUUGGGCAUAUUGUAAGUGGUCGAGGAGUCGAGCCAGACCCUAAACUAGUCGAAGCUGUAAUGAAGUUCCCAAGACCAAAAGGAGUGAGAAGUGUUAGAUCUUUUCUAGGACUAUCCGGAUACUAUAGGCGAUUUAUUCAAGAUUAUUCAAAAAUUGCCAAACCCCUCAGUGAUCUUACUAAAAAGGGACAAGAAUAUGAUUGGGGACCUGCACAGGAAGAAGCCUUUGAAAAGCUCAAGAAACUCCUAUGUGUAGCUCCGAUCCUAACAUUUCCGGACUUCAAUAAACCAUUUAAGCUAACUACAGAUGCCUCAGAUUACGCGAUUGGAGCGACCGAAGAAGAUCCAGAACAACUGGUAGAGAUACGAAGAAGAGCGCAUACCGCGUCCAAUGAGGCUAGACCGAAAGGCAGACCAGUAGGGGCCAAAACGAAUAAAGGAAGACCACAGUUGGACCAUAGCACCGUAGCGGAAAGAACGAGAAGUAAAAAGCUUGUACCCACGACCUCAAAGUCUACUGGAAUACACAAGAAAACCUGGGCGUCAGUUGAUAAAGAAAAGAUGCGAUCGAAAAGAGUCCAAGAGCCAAAGAAUUGCGAAGCAGAACUUCCUACAGACGACUCAAGUACAGAAGCCAUCGAGGAGACCCUACAGAGAAAACAACUGGCCGACCAAAACUAUGAGUCCGUGGCAAAUACUUCCGAAAUAGAAGUAGUUGUAAACAAAAAUGCAAUUGAGGACGAGAAACGAAAGUCGGCUCAUCCUAAAUUACAUUGGCGCGUGCAAGAAAUUUUAAAUCGAUUGGACCGAGAGAGUCAAAGCUCGAUUAUGUCGGACUCUGAGGCGGAUAUGAGCAAACUACUGCCCAGUUCCUCGAGACGUUCUGUGGUAUCCUCGACUGGUGUAGAGGAUAGGGACGCGAAGAAACUCAUGACAGUACGGACAACCGGCCUCCCGUAG